Xyrauchen texanus (razorback sucker) is the source of this 2668-nucleotide messenger RNA. Its product is annotated as transmembrane protein 181-like. The record is from RefSeq and is a predicted model, not a curated record. NCBI's taxonomy places the organism in Eukaryota, Metazoa, Chordata, Actinopteri, Cypriniformes, Catostomidae. Gene Ontology annotation, molecular function: toxic substance binding.
CCCUCCGCCUGCAUUCAGCUGUUCUCUUCUAACCUGCACUAUUAAAGCGCUUCGGUUGCAUUUUACUCAAAAGAGACCAGCUGCAUAAAACAUCAUUAAACACCAUUUUUUAGCAGACAUGGACCGGAUGGACAGCGACUAUUCCAGCUUUGAGAACCCGUUACUCAGCGAGAUGAAGCAGUUCUGCAAGAAAUUAAAAGAGGCCUGUAAUGAAUUAAAGGAGGAUCUGACGCCGUACAAAAACGACCGAUUCUACAGGUUAGCUCCCAUGCGUCUCUACACACUCUCGAAGCGACACUUUGUCCUGGUGUUUGUGGUUUUCCUCUUCUGUUUUGGGGUCUCCACCCUCAUCGGUGUUUCAGGACCAAAAAUCGUAAGUGAAAACUACAACAACGGUUUAAACGUCAGUGUCAAUGGCUCAAAGACCGGCCCAUUCCAGCUCCGAUCUCAGCCGCUCUCGAACUAUAACCAGCAGCUGUGGCUCACCUGUGUCAUUCAGAUCCAGAACACCGUUGGAGAUUUCCGGAGGGAGUUUGGGAUGAACGUUGAGCUGCAGGGCGUGAUGCAGGACACGAGCGUGAUGCGCAUCAGUGAUAACGUGCACAAUAAGAACAGGACCCUGCACUGCGGCACUCAACAGCAGGUAUGUGAUGAAAUUAUCGUGUUGCAUCUGGGUUACCUGAACUACACACGGUACCAGGUCAACGUCAGCUUCAGGAAUCUGGACGAUCUGAAGGCCAGUAUCAAAAACGUCACUUUUGUGUUUAAGAUGUACAACACCACGUUCUCUCAGGUGGAAAUCUGGUUCCGCUUUGUGUUUGUUGUGAUGACCUUCAUAGUGACUUGUAUGUUUGCUCACUCCUUGAGGAAGUUCUCCAUGAGGGAUUGGGGAAUCGAGCAGAAGUGGAUGUCUAUUCUUCUGCCUCUGCUGCUGCUUUAUAACGAUCCGUUCUUUCCGCUCUCGUUCCUGGUGAACAGCUGGUUUCCGGGAACGCUGGACGCAUUCUUCCAAGCCCUCUUCCUGUGCGCGCUACUGCUGUUCUGGCUUUGUGUGUAUCACGGCAUCAGAGUACAGGGUGAGCGGAAGUUCUUGACGUUCUACCUGCCGAAACUCGUAAUCGUCGGGAUGUUGUGGCUGUCAGCCGUUACUCUGGGAAUCUGGCAAACGGUGAAUGAGCUGCAGGAUCCCACAUAUCAAUAUAAAGUAGACAUCCAGAACUUCCAGGGAAUGAAAAUCUUCUUUCUGCUGGUGGUGGGGGUGUAUGUUCUGUAUCUGGUGUUUUUGGUGGUGCGAGCGUGCUCCGAACUCAAGAACAUGCCUUACACAGAUCUGCGACUGAAGUUUCUGACAGCGCUGACGUUGGUCGUGUUGGUAAUUAGUAUGGUCAUUCUGUACCUGAGAUUCGGCUCCAAGGCUCUGCAGGAUAACUUUGUCGCAGAACUUUCUACACACUACCAGAAUUCAGCUGAAUUUCUCUCUUUCUACGGCCUUCUCAACUUUUAUCUCUACACGUUAGCGUUCGUCUACUCGCCCUAAAAUGCUCUUUAUGAUUCCCAGCUGAAAGACAAUCCCGCCUUCUCCAUGCUCAAUGACUCGGACGAUGAGGUCAUUUACGGGAGCGAUUACGAAGAAAUGCCUCUUCAAAACGGCCGUGCCAUCAAAGCGACCGCCAAGUACCAGGAUGACAGUGAAAGUGACUGAUCCGGCUUCUGAUUGGACGAGAGUGAAACUGGCCUCUUUGGGGGAUGUAUAUAGACUCAUCAUUGUAUACUCUGUGUUAACAUACAUGCCUGUAUAUUUUUAAAGAUAAAGAUGAGGUGUUUUUCAAUGUAACUCCACGUGGCCUGAUUUCAGUCAUCACUGACGCUGUCGGUCGUACGGUGUCAUUGAAGGGACGUGUGCAAGAUUUACCUGUUAAGCUGUUUUGGUUUUCCCCCCUCGGACCGUUAAAUCUGAACAGAUGAGACUCCAGUAAUGCAUCGGGGAAGACGCUGAUCUGCACACAUGAAGUAGAGCCACUUUGCAUAUGUAGCGAUCUAAUGUGCUCAUUUUAUUUGUUUUAUUUAUUGUUUUUUUCUCCCCAAUUUGGCUCGCCCAAAGUCCUCGUGGUCAAUCCGGGUGGCGGAGGACGAAUCUCAGUUGCGUCUGAGAGCGUCAAUCCAAGCAUCUUCUCAUGUGACUUGUUGAGCGUUACCGUGGAGACGUAGCGCGUGUGGAGGCUUCACGCUAUUCUCAUCGAUCCACGCACAACUCGCGUGGUUACCCCAUGUGACUCUACCCUCCCUAGCAACCGGGCCAAUUUGGUUGCUAAGGAGACCUGACUGGAGUCACUCAGCACGCCCUGGAUUCAAACUCACGACUCCAGGUGCGAUAGUCAGCGUCAAUACUCGCUGAGAUACCCAGACCCUCCCUAGCAACCGGGCCAAUUUGGUUGCUAAGGAGACCUGACUGGAGUCACUCAGCACGCUCUGGAUUCAAACUCACGACUCCAGGUGUGAUAGUCAGCGUCAAUACUCGCUGAGAUACCCAGACCUUCCCUAGCAACCGGGCCAAUUUGGUUGCUAAGGAGACCGGACUGGAGUCACUCAGCACGCACUGGAUUCAAACUCACGACUCCAGGUGUGAUAGUCAGCGUCAAUACUCACUGAGAUACCCAGACCUUCCCUA